CGCGCACACGAAGCUCGGAGCUCUUAGUCUGUGCAGCUCUUUCACAGAGCCGUGUCUGAGGUAAAGAGGGACUCAGUCAGAACUUCUUAACGCCGGGGGAGCCUCACCAAGAGCCGGAGCUUUCCAGGUGGACGAAGUAGAAAAGGAGAGAAAAUAGAAGAAGAGCGGAAGGAUGCUGAGCCGAGCCGAGCCAGGAGCCACAGCGUCACCUCUUCAUCACCGGCGCGGGAUCCUCCUCUAACUUUUAAUCUGCUCAGGUUGAAUUCAUCCAUUUGUUUAUUUAUUACGUACCGUCCCCCUCAGUGCUCGCCUGCCUGCCAUGGUUGCUUUGUCGCGCCACGGCGCGCUCUUCCUGUGCGCCUUCCUCCAGCUCUUCUCGCUGCCCUGCGGACAGGUGUUAAACUGCCAGGAGGUGCGCACCAUGUUCCAGACUCUGCACCCGGGCUCUAAGUGGGUCCCCGAAACCCCGGUGUCAGGUUCGGAUCUGCAGGUUUGCCAAACAAAAGGCCCGACCUGCUGCUCCAAGAAGAUGGAGGAGCGGUAUCAGGUAGCCGCACGCAGCAACAUGGAGUCUGGUCUGCAGGUUGUCAGCGCUCAACUCAAACGCCUCAUCAUCCAGAACGCUGCCAUAUUUCAAGAGGCUUUUGACCUGGUGCUGCGUCAUGGCCGUAACUCCACCCUCUCCAUGCUGAAGUCCGAGUUCCCAGGUCUCGGCAGUGCAGCCCAGAGCUCCGUUGGGCAGUUCUUCCUGGACAUGGCGCUCUACAUCCUUGGCUCAGACUCCUCCGUGGACCACAUGGUGGCUGUGCUCUUCGGUCGCCUCUUCCCCCUCACGUACCGCCGUCUCCUGGGAGGCAGCGUGUCCUCUGUGUCUGAGGAGUGUGUGAGAGGAGCCUGGAAGGACUCAGUAGCAUUUGGCCCUUAUCCCAAACUCAUGAUGACCCGUCUGUCUCGCUCUCUGCUGGCCACGCGGGUCUUCCUGCAGGCGCUGAACCUGGGCAUUGAGGUUGUCAACACAACUGACCACCUGCGGCCCAGCCGUGAUUGCAGCCGGGGGCUGCUGAGGCUGUGGUAUUGCCCGUACUGCCAAAGCAUGCUGGGCCCACCAGCCUGCAAAGGCUUCUGUCAGGCAGUGAUGCACGGUUGCCUGGGAGGAGCGGCCGAGGUCCAGCCCCACUGGAGGAGCUAUGUAGAUGGACUGGGGAAGCUAGCUGGUUCCAUGAGGGGAGAGCAGGACAUGGAGGCUGUUGUUCUAAGAGUGCCUUCAAUGAUCAGACUGGCUCUGAAGCAUGCUGUGAACGCACGUACCCGCCUCAACGCCCUGGUGAACGGGAUGUGUGCACACACUCCUCAGCGGGCCUCGCGCUCCGUCGUAUCUCCUCCUCCACAGCCUCCCGGGGCCUCCACAGCCCGCGGUGCACAGCCUUCACCCUCAGACUCUGAUGAGACUUUGGCCGGCCUCCGCAGGGAGUUCAUUUCUAACCUGCGGGGCUUCAGCUCCUUCUACAGUGGACUUGGAGAAGCGUUAUGCAACCGUGAGCCUGCUCCAGCAAACCACUCCCUCUGCUGGAAUGGGCAGGAGAUGACAGACAAGUUUCCUGGGCCCGGUCUGAAGCGACUACACCCAGCCUCUGAGUCCAAGAGCAACAAGCCGCCCGAGCCAAUCAUCAGCCAGAUCAUAGACAAACUCAAACACAUUAACCAGUUACUGCGGCUUGUGACCAUAUCGGAGAAGCGCUGGAGAGCCCGCUCUCGUGGCGGUGGAGUGGAUGGGUGGAGCGACGACGGGGAAGAAGGAUUCCAGAGUGGUGACUGCGACGAUGAGGACGAGUGCACCGGCGUGUCAGGGCUGGGGCCGCCACCUAGACGCAAACGGCUACGGAUAUUUGCAGAUCUUGCAGAUAACCUGCCAAUGGACGACUUCACCUUCCAGGAGCAGCUGCUGACUCCUCGGCUGGCCACAGCCGGCGUUGGAGGUGUCUCCUCACCUGCAGCUCCGCUCUGCAGGAGCAACUUGGUACCGAUGCUCCUUGUGACACUCACUCUGGUCCAACUUUGUCACCACUGACCAUUGAGGAACUUUGUGGAACAUGAAAACCUUCUGUGGGAAGCAUGAACGACAAAAAAAACGGUACAUUUUUCUUUCUGUGUCUCAACAUGAAUGUUUUGUUUGACUCAACAGACCUAUAGAAGCACACCUUGGCAUUGUGUAAAUAAGAAACAGAAGCUCUCUGGUCCACUCCCACUAUUGUAGCUAUUUUAGCUUCAUCUCCUCUUUGCUCGCAAACUGACUUCUGUGUAUUUAUAAAGUGACCUCCAUCAUUAGUCAAUUAUGUCACGGGCCUGUUACAAGGAAAACAGACACACAACUGAAUUCCCUCUCCCAGUCUCCAACAAGUUAUUGCCCAGCGGGAACUCUAGCUGGAAGAAGAGGAAAGCUUUGUCUACUUUCUUCUGUGGCAGUGAAUGAUGUCCUGCCAGGACUGGACUUUAGCCAGCCGCUCGUUUUAGUGAACUCCUUAUCCCAGAAGGCUGAGGUGAAUCCUUAAUUUAAAGACACACUGUAACUCCAAAUGUUCUGUCUCUACUUUAAUCUCCUAUUUUCUCUCUCAUUGUGUCCUUGCGAUGGCUAAGUUAUUUCAGAAUGGUUCCCUCAACGUGAAGGUUUUCACUGAUGCCAUUAAUGUUCGCUUUAUUUAGUAAUGCUGCUGAUUUUUAAACAGUAACAGCCCUGUGAUGUAGAAAAAAAUAAAAGAGAGAGUGUCAGUCUCCAAAUCAGCCAGAUUACUGUACAGAUGUGUGUUUAUAUGUGUUGGUGCCAUGUUUACAAAGAAAUGUGUUGAUUUACAAUGUUAACAUAUUUAUUUCAUAAGACAGUUUGGUUUGUGGUCUAAACUGUUGGACUGUGAUUUUAGGUUAUUCUUUAGCACUGUGGGUAAAGCAAGAAGGAUUAUGAAAUAUAAAUAUGUAGAUAAAUGUAUAAAUUGACUUGUUUUAUUUGUAUUUGACUCAUACAUUCUACAAAUAUUACCUUUGUGUUUCAUUGUUUGUUCUUUGAAGUUCUGUUUGAACCAGAAGCUUUUUUUAAUGUUUGUUUGAUUCUUGUGGUGAAAACUAAAUUCCAGCUCCCUUGUUAAGACUGGAGAACAUGUGAUGGAUGUGUGGAAACAAGCUAAUUAGAGGGUGGAAAUGUAUCUGCUGCUGCCACCCAGCUGACUUCACAGCUGUAAGAGUUGACUGUAUUCACUCCAGACUAUCUGACUCGUCAUAUCAGGAGAAGCACAGGUGUUUAACAGUCACAGAAACAAUGGCUGUGUUCUAUUUAGAUAUACAGCAGUGGUCCGACAUGUUGAGCAUCAGGGUCCUGGCGCUGGAACACCCAAAUAGAAUGUGGUCAUCAUUGUUGUACUUUCAUUGUUGUCACCCAUCCAACUCCCAGCCCAGUGGCAGAUCCAGGAAUAGAGGAUGAUAACAAUUCUGAUGCCCAACAACAUGUUCCUUUCAUGUGCUUAAUAUUAAUGGGAAAGUACAAUGUAAAAUAAACUAAUUUAAUAAUAAUAAU
Solea senegalensis (Senegalese sole) is the source of this 3562-nucleotide messenger RNA. It is a transcript of the gene gpc3, whose product is annotated as glypican 3. Gene Ontology annotation, biological process: positive regulation of canonical Wnt signaling pathway; cell migration; regulation of protein localization to membrane. NCBI's taxonomy places the organism in Eukaryota, Metazoa, Chordata, Actinopteri, Pleuronectiformes, Soleidae. The transcript is spliced from 8 exons. Gene Ontology annotation, cellular component: extracellular region; plasma membrane; cell surface. The record is from RefSeq and is a predicted model, not a curated record. Bases 320 to 2068 code for a protein of 582 amino acids.